AACGGUGACCAACUGUUGUUAUAGCAACGCACGCGGAAAUUGGAGCCAGGUGUGAAUGGAACUUCAGUAAAGCGGUUCAUUUCACGUUCACACCAUGGCGCUAACAGUAAUAUCCGCGAAAUACCCCCCACAAAUUGAUGUUACACGGACACCAUUUGCGUAUGGAGAUCGAGCAUUACCGAGACUGAAUCGUGAACUGAAUGAUGGCACAUUGCUUGUUCGUCAGAGAGCAGUCAUGUCACUUUGUGAUUAUCUGCAUGACCCAGAGCACAUAGCUGAGGCACUUAGAUGUGGUAUUGCUCAGAGUUUAAAAGAACUUUUAGUGGAUGCUGACAUCACAGUAAGGCAGAAGUCCACAGAGUGUCUCCAUGUCAUCGCAGGCCAUGCUAUCGGGAGGAAUGCUUUCCUUGAACAUGGGAUCAUCAUGCCGAUAUCCAAACUGUUUGAUGACAAAGAGGAUAUCGCCAGGAAGAAUGCUCAUAAAGCUAUUGAAAUGAUAUCGGAAACACCUCCAGGUGCGGAGGGCAUUGUGAUGGGAGAUUUGGUUCCUAUGUUGGUGAAGAAGCUGCAGUCAGAAGUGGAGGAAAUCAAGGAGAUGAUUUUGGACACUCUGCACUACUGUAUGCGUGUAGAUACGAAGAAAGCUCUGGCGGCUGGCGCCAUGGAAACAUUUACCCAACUUCUCGCUCACGACUCGGAGGUGAUCCGCGCCAAGGCUGCACGUGACAUCAUGGACCUCAGUGUUCCCCUCGAUGGCAAAAACAAAGCUGUGGAAGUGGAGUCUGUCGCUGCCCUCGUCGAGAUGCUGAAAGACGCCACGCCGGACGUGCGAGCUAAUGCUGCAGGAGCCUUGAUGACAAUAACAAUCACAACAAAAGGAAAAUACACAGCAAUAAAAGACAACGCUAUCCCACAGCUGGUGGAGCUUGUCAAUGACCCCAUCAGUGAGGUGCGACUCAACGCCCUUAAAGCCCUCACGUGUCUGUCCGAGGCCCCCGAGGGGAGGGAGACGCUACUCAGCCAUGUGGACCUGAUCAAGACCCGGACAGAGGAUGAAAUCCCAGCAGUCGUGAAAGCCGCCCAGAUCGCUGUCAAGGUCAUCACAUGGAAGCCCUAAGAUUCAUCUUGCAAAAUUGCAUUUAAAUUUAAAAUCAUUGAGGCAUAUCAAUUCCGAAUAUUAUGAUAUGUAUCAAAGUCCUUGCUUCGAGCUUUAUGUCCUGUGAUAGUUUUACAUAUAUUUUCUGCGGAAAACUGCUUUUGACUUUAUUCAUUUUGGAAACAAAAUAAUUGCAGGUUUUUGAUUGCAUUGUUUUGUUUUUAUAAUGAGUGAUAAUUAAGUGAUAUUAUUAGAUCGUAACUUUCUAUUGUACCGACCGUGUCUUACAAAGCCUUGUCUGUCUGUUGGAUUCCAGGAGGUGUAUUAUUAAAUACAGUUUGACCUUUGGAAUUCAGUAUUUCCUGUUGCCUUGAACUAGAUGAAUGUUGCAGAAUUCUUGUGAGAAGUCGUGGACCUUGCACAUAUAUUUUGUUUAUGUACAAAUCAUAUAUACUGUGGAUUGUUAUAAUAUUGGAAGUAUUUAUAAUGUAUAUAGUUUAUUUACAGUAACAUACAACCCUAUCAUGUGAAUAAAUGUAUACCUGUUUUC
Molecule: messenger RNA, 1646 nt
Organism: Haliotis rufescens (red abalone)
Lineage: Eukaryota; Metazoa; Mollusca; Gastropoda; Lepetellida; Haliotidae
Product: radial spoke head 14 homolog
Exons: 10
Coding region: 95-1117 (340 amino acids)
Molecular function (GO): protein binding
Source: RefSeq, a predicted model, not a curated record